This is a messenger RNA of Poecile atricapillus (Black-capped chickadee), 2056 nucleotides long. RefSeq names its product ankyrin repeat domain-containing protein 16-like. Gene Ontology annotation, molecular function: protein binding. Bases 22 to 1143 code for a protein of 373 amino acids. NCBI's taxonomy places the organism in Eukaryota, Metazoa, Chordata, Aves, Passeriformes, Paridae. The transcript has 9 exons. The record is from RefSeq and is a predicted model, not a curated record.
GCAGCGCGCGGGCCUGGCUCCAUGGCGGAGCAGGAGGGGCUGCGGCGCCUCCUCAGACUGGUCCAGGAGGGAAAGCUGGAUCUCCUACGGGAUGAGCUGAGGCUGGAUGAGAUUCCAGAGGCUCUCAGCUGGCGCUGGGGACGUUUGGGAGACUCCCUGCUGCACCACGCGGCUCGGUCGGGGCACCGGGAUGUGCUGGAAUUCCUGAUCCAGGAGAUCGGGAUGGACCCGGAGGUGGCCAACGGGGACUACAAGAGACCCAUCCAUGAGGCUGCUUCCAUGGGACACCAGGAAUGUGUGUCCUUCCUCCUGGAGAGAGGGGCCAGCGUGGACUGCUUGAAAAAGGGGGACUGGACUCCCCUGAUGAUGGCUUGCACCAGGAAAAACUUGGAAGUGAUCAAAACUCUGGUGGAGCACAGAGCCAAUCCCUUGUUGAGGAAUAAGGAUGGCUGGAAUUGCUUCCACAUUGCCAGCAGGGAAGGGCAUCCCGAGGUUCUCCGGUUCCUGCUGGAUGUGUUCCCAAACUGCUGGGACACGGAGAGCACCACGAGGAGAACUCCUCUGCACACAGCAGCGAUGCACGGCUGUUCCCAGGUCGUGGAGCUUCUCCUGGAGCGGUGCCAGUACCAGCCUGACAGCAGGGACAGCUGUGGGGUCACUCCCUUCAUGGAUGCUCUCCAGAACGGACACGUCGGCAUCGCCCGGCUGCUCCUGGAAAAACACCAGGCCUGUCCCACAGCUGUGGAUGCCCUGGGUGCUCAGGCCCUGCACAGAGCAGCUGUGACAGCCCAGGAUGGAUCCAUCCAGUUCCUGGUGUCCGAGCUGGGCGUGGAUGUCAACGGGAGAGCGACGUCCCUGCGGCUGCCAGCCCUGCACUACGCUGCCAAGGAAGGACAUGGACAAACCAUCCAGACCCUGCUGUCCCUCGGUGCUGAUAUCCAGGCUAAGGAUGGGAAGGGCCGUUCUGCCCUGCACGCGGCCGGCGCCGGGCAGCGCGCCGAGGCCGCCGGCGUCCUGCUGCGAGCCGGGCUCCGCGACGCUCGGGAUAACUCGGGAAUGCUGGCACGGCAGCUGGCCAGGAAGCCGGAGAUCAUCCGGGUUUUCCAGGGAAUGCAAGAGGAAAGCUGCUCCUUUUCCACGUGAUUCCAGGGUUGAGCUUCCCCUCUUCCCAUGCAGCUCCCUGAAACAGAACCAUCCAAGGAAAUCUCCACUUCUCGUGAUCCUCACGGCUUUUCCUGGGAAUUUCCACACAAAAUCCACCUGGAUCAUUGAUUUUCCAGCUCUUCAUUGACCUGCUCUCCCCUAAUCCCUGAAAUUCCUGGAAUUUUGAGACUCUUGAAGCUGCACCAACUUUUUCAAUCCUUUUUGCAUCCCACAGCUGAUCCCAAAAUCUGCAGGAAUCCGUGGUGGGACUUCAGCCUUGGGAGGACACCGGGAAUCUUUGGAUCAGACUGAAAUAAAGGAGGUGUUUUAUUCCAGAUUGGAAUGCUGGGUAAUUCCCAGAACCCAUGAACUUUAAAUCCCAAAAAAUCUGCUCUUGGAAACCUGGAAUUCACAACAAGGUAAGAGCAGCUACAGCUGUUUGGUUUGUGCAGCUGGAAUGAUAAAUUCCAUAAAAAAAAUGAUGUGUCCUCGUCUGUUUGAAAUGCCAGGACUUAAAAACUCAUGGAAUUCUGCUUUUUUUGGGAUGGCAGAGGUUAAAAAUCAGGAAGGGAAUGAGUUAAGUUGUGCUCAUGGAUGGGUUUGAGUGGGAAAUUCCCACUCAAACUCUCAGGAAUUGUGGUGGGAGCUGUAUCCAGCCCUGGGUUGGUAAGGAAAUGGUGAGGAAAUUUUUAUUCCUCUAAAAAUCCCGGAUCCUUCCAUAAAUCCAGCUCUUUCCUACAGCUGGAAAUGCAAGGGGCUGCUUCAUUCCUAUUUAUUUCUAAUUUUAAUAAACCAUGGAAUUGCUGUGUCCUCCCAAUAUCCCUAAAAUUUUUUAUCCAUAAAAACCGGGAUUGCUGACGAGCCUGUGAAAAAUCAGAGGGAAUGUUUCCAAAUAUCCAUGGAAACACAAAUG